AAUUGCAUUAAUGAGAAAUUGAACAGGUGUUCCUAAUAAUGAGUGUAUAACUAGGCCUAAAGGCCUUUUAUCAGAGAUGUUGAUUUGGGUGGGACAGGGGGGUCAAAAAGCCACAAAUUGCAUUAGAUGGGUGUGGACUACAAUGUUUUGUGUGAUGGUAUUUGAGUGAAAUACAUUUCUGUUCUGCUAAAGUUUUCUGAUAAGGAUUCAGCAUGUGGUGGUUUCAAGUUUGUUAGUGCAGUCGAGGGCAGUUUUUUCACAUCACAACCUAUCAUUGAUUUUGUUUCUGCCAAGUCAUUGAAUAAAUAAGUUAAUUAUUCUAAAAUGUAUCUUACAUUUUAUUAGAUUUCGUGUACUCUUGUAAAGGUUUUUACCACCUAAAUAUAAGGCUUUGCUGCCCCCCCCCCGGUUUUGUUGACGUUAAGUGUACUGCAGUUAUAGUCAGUCCGCCUCGUCUCCGUGGUUACACACUGGCGGAAGUUAUCUCAAUCCACCUGUUGCACUUCGAACAGGAAUAACAGCUCGAGAAAUCGAUUUUAACGAGUUCAGGAAAAUUUUAUCUAAUCGAAGCGACAAGAGAAGUUCUAGAGCUAGCUUGCUGCGUUCUAUUCCUGUUUCAACUUUAAUGGACAAACUAAAGAAAGUUUUGAGUGGCCAAGAUGGCAACAAUGACGACGGCGACAUAUUUCAGGCGGCGAAUCAAGCGUCCACCCUGGGCUGGGGUAAUCGCAUGAAGGGUUUCAUUGCAUGUUUCGUGCUCGGGGUGUUGUUUUCCAUUUUGGGGACCUGCUUCUUGUGGAUUCCACGGGUUGGUCUGAUUCUGUUUGCUGUGCUGUACACACUUGGCAAUAUUGCCUCGCUCUGCAGCACUAUGUUCCUGAUGGGGCCCCUGAAUCAGCUAAAGAAGAUGUGUGCGAAAGAAAGAGCACUAGCUACAGCAGUUAUGCUGACAUGUCUGGUGCUGACUUUGUGCUCUGCUUUCUGGUGGAAGAACAAUGGACUUGCCUUACUCUUCUGUAUUCUACAGUUUUUGGCCUUCACUUGGUAUGGCCUUUCCUACAUUCCAUUUGCGAGGGACGCCGUUAUCAAGGCAUUCUCUAUCUGUCUGAAGUGAGGCUGCAGUCGUUCCAUGUCUCUCACCAGCUAAGCAGUUGUGAUGCGUGCAUGCGUGUGUGUGCUUUUGGGUCGGCUCGAGCACUCCACUCCCUGGCACACACAGACCAUACAGGUGUUCUGGGCUGUUGCCCGAUGACCAAGCACUCGUAACUGAAUGCUUUCCAGAUGAGGUGUGGGUGGGUGCGUGUGUGUGUGUGUGUGUGUGUGUGAGUGUGCGCGUGCGUGCAUGUGUGUUCGCAUUUGUGCAUUUGGGAUAAAGUUGUCUAGAGGAAUCCGUUUGUGAAGGGAUGCUUCGUCUUCUGCUUGUCUGAGUCCCUUUAGUGGACAUUUAAAUAUAAGCACAAGCACAUGAAGAAAAAUAAGUGAACUUCUCCUUUUAAGUUCAGUGUACUUUUGCCUUAAGUGCGAAAGUACACUUCUACAAAUUUAGACUUGCUCAUUUUAAUUUAUUGUAGGAGGUCAACAGAGCAAAUCUUUUAAUUUCUGCAUCUCUAAACCCCCGGUCCAAAACGAUUCAUAUCUCUAUCUAGGUGCCAACGUGGUCUGUCGUUACUUGUGCUUUGCAAGACAUGUGUUUAUUCACCUCAUUCUCUGGAUCAUUUCAACAACUCACGUGGAAACGUGUACAGUGGAGUUUUGCACUUAAUGUGUAGUGCACUUACCAGGGAGUCAAUUAGUGGAGUCCACCGAGUGGCAGCUGUUAGUGGCCGUUUUUAUUGUUUCAUAGUUCGUACUGUACCUUUUACAGGUUUGAUUUCUCAUGUAUUAAAGGUUUACAUUGAUGAUUUCCAUUUAUUUUUUUUAAAUAAUUUCUAAGGAUAAUGAAAGGACAUUCUGUCUUCAGCUUGCCCCAGUCACAAACAUUUCAAAUCUUAUCAUUGCUGUUAAGUGACUUAUGUAAACUUGCUAGAGAGAAAUGCCUUACUGCUGAUUGCGUACAUUUAGAGAUGUGCUGCUUGCAAUUGAAUCAUUGCCAUUUGUAUACUAUACUGUUGUUACUGCUCUGAAUAGCCUCUUUGCCUCUGAAACUUACAAAUGUAUAUUUCUAUUUGUGAUUGUUUGGCUGCAUUGUUUUAGGACUAUAUAAUCCCCUUGUCUUAUCUUGUUUGAGUGCAUGUAGGUACAGGUUACUUUAAUUCUGUUUAUAUACUUUUCAAAUAUUUUUAUACUAUCUUGAAUGUAAGAUUCAACACUAAUAUUUCAAUGUGUAAUGAUUAUUCAGGCUAGUAAUGCAUAAAUCAGUCAUUAUUAUUUAGUUGUGUAUGAAACAGAUCUUAAAACAGAAAUAAAUUAAUAAAACGUGCAUAUUAUGCAGUGUGCCCUUACAUUGCAGAGAUAGUAGUGACAUCUGUUUAA
This is a messenger RNA of Esox lucius (northern pike), 2472 nucleotides long. It is a transcript of the gene sft2d2b, whose product is annotated as SFT2 domain containing 2b. The coding region runs from base 626 to 1114 and encodes 162 amino acids. The record is from RefSeq and is a predicted model, not a curated record. Gene Ontology annotation, biological process: vesicle-mediated transport. The transcript is spliced from 8 exons. Lineage: Eukaryota; Metazoa; Chordata; Actinopteri; Esociformes; Esocidae. Gene Ontology annotation, cellular component: membrane.